AUGGCUGCUGACAUUUCUGAAUCCGGGGGGCAUGAUUGCAAAGGAGACUCCAGGAGCAAUAUCAAGCUAGAUGCAGAUUACCCACUCCGGGUCCUUUACUGCGGAGUGUGUUCAUUACCAACAGAGUACUGUGAAUAUAUGCCUGAUGUUGCUAAAUGUAGACAGUGGUUAGAGAAGAAUUUUCCAAAUGAGUUUGCAAAACUUACAGUAGAAAAUUCACCCAAACAAGAAGCUGGAAUUAGUGAAGGUCAGGGGCCAGCAGGAGAAGAGGAAGAGAAGAAAAAACAAAAGAGAGGUGGAAGGGGUCAAAUAAAACAAAAAAAGAAGACCGUACCACAAAAGGUUACGAUAGCCAAAAUUCCCAGAGCAAAGAAGAAAUAUGUAACAAGAGUGUGUGGCCUUGCAACUUUUGAAAUUGAUCUUAAAGAAGCACAAAGAUUUUUUGCUCAAAAAUUCUCCUGUGGUGCCUCAGUGACAGGGGAGGAUGAGAUCAUCAUUCAGGGAGACUUUACAGACGACAUCAUUGAUGUCAUUCAGGAAAAAUGGCCAGAGGUGGAUGAUGAUAGCAUUGAAGAUCUUGGAGAAGUGAAAAAGUGA
Molecule: messenger RNA, 597 nt
Organism: Pipistrellus nathusii (Nathusius's pipistrelle)
Lineage: Eukaryota; Metazoa; Chordata; Mammalia; Chiroptera; Vespertilionidae
Source: the annotation of a GenBank genome assembly